This is a messenger RNA of Astyanax mexicanus (Mexican tetra), 4607 nucleotides long. RefSeq names its product complement component 1, q subcomponent-like 4b (gene c1ql4b). Gene Ontology annotation, molecular function: protein binding. Lineage: Eukaryota; Metazoa; Chordata; Actinopteri; Characiformes; Acestrorhamphidae. The coding region runs from base 250 to 972 and encodes 240 amino acids. The transcript is spliced from 2 exons. The record is from RefSeq and is a predicted model, not a curated record.
AAGACUGCAGUUCAAACUGAGGAUAAUUUAUUUAUUUACGUACUUAAAGAGUGUUGGAUUGUUUUUCCCGUCUUUUUGUGCUUUUUUCCUUUUUGCAUUUCCCAUCGCUCUCACCCUAGUUCUCUAAUUUUCCCAGAGUUCAUUCUGGCCGGCCCCGUGACCUCUAAAGGAGAGGAGGACUUCCUCUCUCUGGCGGCCUCCCGCCUCAGCCGCAGGAAGCGCGUCAUUGGCGCUGCAGUGGGCGUGGCCAUGGUACUGGUUCUACUGGUUGCUAUCCCGCUGUUAGUCCACAGCACCAAGCUGGGAGGAGCCGGCAGCGGAGGGACGCAUUAUGAAAUGUUGGGCAGCUGUAAGAUGGUGUGUGACUCCCUUACGCCCACUAAUGAACUCACACCUGUUUCCCCACCUCCACAAGACAUCCCUGGGCGCAGAGGUGGAGCGAGAUCUGGUUUCCGAGGUAACCCGGGGCUUCCGGGGCCCCCAGGCCCAAGAGGGCCACCUGGUGAGCCAGGCAAACCAGGUCCCCCUGGUCCCCCUGGCCCUGGCCCAGGAGGAUAUGUCCCUUCUUUCUAUAGUCCCAAAAUAGCCUUCUACGCUGGCCUACGUAAGCAGCACGAGGGCAGUGAGAUCCUCAAGUUUGAUGAUGUGGUGACCAAUGUGGGGAAUUACUAUGAGCCCACCACAGGCAAAUUUACCUGUCCUCUGCCUGGAAUCUACUACUUCACCUACCACGUCCUUAUGAGGGGAGGGGACGGAACCAGCAUGUGGGCGGACCUCAAGAAAAAUGGGCAGGUGAGGGCCAGUGCCAUUGCGCAGGAUGCAGACCAGAAUUACGACUACGCCUCCAACAGUGUGAUACUGCACUUAGACGUGGGGGACGAGGUGUGUGUGCAGCUGGACGGUGGAAAGGUGCACGGGGGAAACACCAACAAAUACAGCACCUUCAGUGGAUUUCUCAUCUACCCUGACUAACACACACACACACACACACAGACAUCUACCAUCUAUAUGAAUUACGAAUUACAGAUGCAAAUGCAAGUGAAAAUUGAUGAAGGAGCGUAUUGAAUUUCAUAAUGCCUUCGCUAGUGUAGUACAUGUGCGUGUGAGCGUGAUUUUAAAUUUGUUCUGAUAAUUAUCAGUCUUAACUUUACAGUUGCUGCCAAGACCCAGGCUGACACACACACACACACAUGCACACAAGCACAAACACUGCCCUGAAGGCAUUUGCGUCAAUCACAUUGUUAAUGAGGUUGUAGAGUGAUAGUAUUGACAGAAUGUCACUAAUUCCGCUCACAUAAUUCGCCUCGACCCACACACACAGAAACUCACAGGUCUCCACAGUUCACUGCACACAUCGAUAGGUUGAGUUUCCUCAGUGUUUCAGCAUCUUUUAGCCUGAUCCCCAACCUGCCAUAUCUGUAGUGUACAGUCCAUUACCCCACAUGAUCAUUUCCCUGUUCUCACAACUAAACAAGUUAAAAACACACAUUAACCCAUUAACUCUUUAGCAGGCACUGUAAACACACUGUGAGCCUUUUUUCUUUAAGAAAUCUUUAGCAGUUUGACCUUAUUCCCCGCAUUGAAUAGAGUAUAUAAUGCAAAUUAUAUCGCCUGGAUGCUAAUUUCAUUUAAAAAAAGCAGAAGUAUAUUGGCAUAAUGUGGCUCAUUUAUGCCAAGCUACACAGAACAUUGUUGUAAGAAAAGUAUAUAUAUAUAUAUAUAUAUAGUAUCAGUCAAAAGUUUAGAUGCACCUUAAAUUCAGUGGUUUUUUUUAUUUACUAUGUUCUGCAUUGCAGAUUAAGGUUAUCCAAACUAUGAUAAAAUACAUAUGGUUUUAUGUAUUAAACAAAAAAAAGUGUUAAACAAACCAGAAUACGUUUUAUAUUUUAGAUUCUUCAAAGUAGCACCUCGUGCUUAGAUGACAGUUUUGCCCAUCUUGGCUGGAUUUUCUCAGUCAGCUUCAUGGAGUAGAGUCACCUGGAAUGGUUUUCAGUUAACAGCUGUGUUGAACUUAUCAAAAAUUUAUUCAUUGAAUUUUGGGCCUCUUAAUGUGUUUAAGAGCAUCAGUUGUAAAGUUGUGAAGGGUAAGAGUUACAGGGAUACAGUAAAUAGCCCUAUUUGAGUAAUGUUAUAAUCCAUAUUAUGAAAAGAAUGACUCAACUAAGUAAAGAAAAUGUACUUUAAGAAAUGAAGGUCAGUCAAUCCAAAAAAGUUCAAGAACUUAAAAAAAGUAUCCUCAAGUGCAGUCGCAAAGACCAUUAAAACAUUAUGAUGAAACUUGCACUUAUCAGGACUGGCCCAGGAAGGAAGAGCAAAACUUAACUCACAGGAUAAGUUCAUUAGUACUACCAGCCUCAGAAACUGCAAGUUAACAGAACCGCAGAGAACAGCCACCUAAAUGCUUCACAAAGUAUUUUGGUUUGUUUAACGCUUUAAAAUGUACUAAAUGAUUUCGGUACCACUUUAAAAUAAGACUACCUUUAUAAAGCGUUUAUAAAUGGUUUAUAAUUAGUUUAUUAAUGGUUACUAAUUAGGUUGUUAAUGCCUUAAAAAUCAUUAAUCAGUUACAACACAUACGUAGAAAGGGCAACAAUGACCUGUUGUUUGCCAAAUAGUGAACUCACAGCCAUCUAUAUUGUUGCCCUUUCAUGUGUUAUGACUGAUUAUUAAUGAUUUUUAAGGCAUUUACAACCUAAUUAGUAACCAUUAAUAAACUAAUUAUAAACCAUUUAUAAACCCUUUAAAUGUCUUAUUUUAAAGUGGUACCAUGAUUCUUUAUGUGUUGUGGAUGACUUCAGUAUUAAUUUUGAUUUAGAAAACCUUUAGAAAGUAAAAAAAAAUGCAGAAAAUGUGAAGGAUAUUUUGACUGGUACUGCACAUUUGUUGAUAUUUUUUUUAGCACAUUAAAUUAAACAUUAAACUAGUUCUAUUGUGUAACAGUGACUGUAGUUCUUUUUAUUUCAUGCAUAGAAUUAUUGUAACCAGGCAAGUCAACAGAAAUACUAAAUUAGGAUCCAGUAACAUAAUUUUACCAAUAUUUGUUUUUCAAGUCAUUUGGGUUUCUUUGAUGUGAAACGCCCAGUGUGAUGGUGACAGGAACCAGACAUUUGAAGUGCCUGAUGCCACUAAAAGCUACCUCACAAAAACUAAUUGCAUGUCGUAGUUACAAAUAUGUUGCCUGAUGCCUCGAACAUUGCUGUACAGAUGAUUUAGGGUAAAGUUCCUUAAUGUAUUAAAUGUAUUAAAAAGACCUUACGUGUAUUUAGUGUAUGGUGGAGAGGCACAUGCUAGGCUGAAACCUUUUUAUAUAUAUUGUGGUCCACAUUACAUAUCAUAUACAGUAUAACUAUAUUACAUAUAUCACCUCAGACACUAUGUAGAGAUCCAUGUUUCUUUUUUUUUUCAGUCAGAAGUUAUUUAUAAUAAAAAAUGCAUUGUAGACACAAGCUCUGGUUCCUAUCACCACCACGGCCAAGAAAUUUCAUUUACAUUGAAUCAGUUUACACCAAAACACUAAAAUAAUUGGUUUAUAACUACUUCAUAAGGCACAAAUUAUGCAGAAUAUUUAAAAAAAUCAGUGGAGUUUCCUUUUUAACUUGACUUAUUAUAAUUUUAUGUCAGUAACUGAAUGGCCCAGAAUUUAACUAAAAGGUUAUCAAUAAAACAGACUGAGAGUGUUAUACUAUUACUAUCCAUAUCAACUUUCUUUCCAGAUUGACUGUCCUUACAAAAGUAAAGAACGUUUGUUUUGGUUCUCUUAAAGCCAACAUAUUGAACAGUAAGAAAUCUGUCCUCUUUCCUCUUGUCAAAUUGUGAACAUGAGAUUCUGGUGAUUGCUGAUAUCUGUCAGUCCAUUGUUUAUUGAAUGUUGAGCAUGAGCUGUUGUGUUUUUCUCCAGUAUCAUUCUUUUAAAGUCUUUCUGAAGUCAAAUUAAUGAUAAUUGUUAAGAAAAGUCUGAGAAGCAUAUCCUGUGUGCUGUUUCUUUUUCUAUUUUAAUUUAACCUCAGCAGUAACUAAGACUGAACUGAAUUACACUGCAAAUGAUACAGGGACUGAUCAUAAACAGGGAAAAAUAUACAAAUAUAACUAAAACUCAGAACUGAGAGAUGCUCCUGUAUUGUAAGAGAAAGUCUUCAUAAUAGUAUGAUUUCUUUUUGCAGCAUGAAUACACACUAUGUUGUUUCCAGAUGUACUGUAUCUUAAUAUGUACAUUAUAUUUAUCUUACUUUAUAACAGACGAACUCUGAGGUCUGCUGUUCUCUGGUGUAUUAUAACAUAAGGAUGUGGUACAUACAGUAUAUUAUCAACUGUACAAUACAUGUAAUGUGUCUGUAUACUGGGGUGGGUGAGUGGUGUGUGGGGGUAAUGGGGGUGGGGGGAGAAAGAGUGAUUGUGCCCCAAUCAACCUGUAAUAUAAAACCACAUGUAUGUGACUGUGUUGACUCAUGGUGUGAUUAAUGUACUUAUACAUAUGAGCUUAAAGUGUACCUAGUAACGGGCUGAAUGUCGCUGCAAUGCCUUGCAAUUCCAGAACUGUGCAGUUCUUUAUUAUGCAUAUUUAUUCUGCCAUAUUGAACAGUAUAUAAGAAUAAAGAGAAGUUUCAAAG